Molecule: messenger RNA, 1235 nt
Organism: Coffea eugenioides
Lineage: Eukaryota; Viridiplantae; Streptophyta; Magnoliopsida; Gentianales; Rubiaceae
Product: protein ANTI-SILENCING 1-like
Exons: 7
Coding region: 84-1235 (383 amino acids)
Molecular function (GO): chromatin binding; RNA binding; oxidoreductase activity, acting on paired donors, with incorporation or reduction of molecular oxygen
Source: RefSeq, a predicted model, not a curated record
UUUGGGAUUUGGGUUCAGGCUUGAUUGCUGAUGUUCCUGAGUGGGGACGACAACUGAUUGCAAGCUUCAGCAUUUUCUUACGUAUGCCGAACUUUCUGGAGUUAAAAGAGGAAGAGGCUCUUGAAUUUAGUUGGGGUCACAAAAGGUGUCUUGGUGGCACUUACAAUGGUGUCCAGUUUUAUGAUUCAUUCACUUAUGAUGGCAUCGAGUACUCUCUUUAUGAUUGUGUCUACAUGUGGGCUGAUGAUCAACGUGAACCUUACAUUGGUAAGCUUGUUAAAAUAUGGGAGACGGCAAGCCACAAAAAGAAAGUGAAAGUUGUGUGGUUUUUCCGUCCCAUUGAGAUAGCACAUUGGUUAGGAGAUAUCAAGCCACUCAAGACUGAGAUAUUCUUAGCUACUGGGGAGGGAAAAGGCCUUUUCAAUCUCAAUCCUUUGGAAGCAAUUUCUGGGAAGUGCAAAGUUGUUUGUGUGUCAAAAGACCCAAGAAAUGCUCAACCAACGGAAGACGAUUUGAGGAAUGCUGAUUACAUAUUUUACCGUACUUUCGACGUGGGAAGCUGCAAGGUGUCGACUGCUUUUGCUGACCAAGUUGCUGGCAUUGAAGUGAAGCAUUACUUCAAUUCAAGAAAGGUUCAAAAGUCAAUCCUUGAUACUGAAAACGUAGCAAAUUUUCCUGUGAAGGAUGGGACACCUGCUAGAGUUAAAACGAAGUUUUCAGAUACUUCUGCAUCUACUGAUGUGCCUGAGAUUCAGGCACAGAAGAGGAGGAAAGUUGAAGGCUCUUUAGGGUACAAGGAAAAAUUGGAUGUCAAGGAUCCUUUCGGGAAGAAUAUAAGUAUGUCGAAAGGAGUUAAUAUCAAUGACAAAGCUAGCAAGGACCCUCACCAACUUGGACAAAACAAAGGCAUGAAGAGCGAUAGCCAAGUUAUGGAAGUAACAAGCAGGCUGGAUACGGUAGGAAGCUGCAUCCUGAUCUUCAAAAAUCUUAGUGGAUCAGGGGUUACAACAUGGAAGGGUGAUCAGCAAGAUUUGAAUUUGAUGAUCUUGUGCUCCUGCCCUUGGAUAAAUGAAAAAUAUAAAAGUGAUUUGUUCACCUCUAGAUUACAAGACCACCAGGCAGGAGGAGUAGGAUUUGUAAAUGGAAGUACAAAUCGUCCUUUCUGUGUGCUUGUUGGCAAACUUGACUUCUUACUAUGGGACAACUAUGCACAAAAACAUGUUACAUCAAUGUGA